Penicillium samsonianum is the source of this 876-nucleotide messenger RNA. RefSeq lists its product as uncharacterized. The record is from RefSeq and is a predicted model, not a curated record. NCBI's taxonomy places the organism in Eukaryota, Fungi, Ascomycota, Eurotiomycetes, Eurotiales, Aspergillaceae. The coding region runs from base 1 to 876 and encodes 291 amino acids. The transcript has a single exon.
AUGGCUCCACAACCCCUUCCAUUCCCGGGGUUCACCCCGAUAUCUGAUCGAGUAUACCUUCGCAAUGGCCACGAGAAGGCCAAGUCAUCCCCAGCCGAUGAGCCAACAACGAUCAUCAUCUCCGGCUGGGGCGACGGCAUGCCGAAACACGUUACCAAAUAUUCCGACGGCUACCAUGAGCUCUACCCAUCCGCGCGGAUCAUCGUCAUCCUAUCGCGUACCUUCCAAGCCACCAACCAACCGGAGGAAGCCAGAAUCCAGGCCAUGAUGCCGGUCGUUGACACCGUUUUCCCCACGCCAACCGGCAGCGGAAACGAAAAGGAGCGCCUGCUUGUGCAUGCCAUGUCAAAUACCGGCGCCAUCUUCACUGCCUCCACCGUUAUCGCAUACCAGCGACGCCAUGGCAAGGACAAGCCAUUCCCCCACCAGCUCAUGGUGUUGGAUUCCACGCCGGGAGGUCUGGUCUUCACGUCUCAGGUUACCCGGUGGUCGCGUGCUAUGACGGUCGGCACAGCCAAGUUCUUCCCUUGGCCCUUCAUUAUCACACAUGGUAUGUGGUACGCUUUCCUCUGGGCGAAUUACCUGUGGCAAGUCCUGCGCGGUGCUGUGUCUUCUGGUGUGUGGGCGGACAGGAUCAUAAAUGAUAAGUCCUGUGUCGCGACCGAUUCUAGCAGAGUUUACCUGUACUCUAAGGAAGAUGAGAUUAUUGGUUACAAGGAUUUGGAGGAGAAUGUCGCUCAUGCCAAGACUUUGGGCUACUCGGUUGAUCUUGAGAUGUUUGAGGGCUCAUCGCAUGUGGGACAUAUGAGACUUCAUCCUGAACAAUAUUGGAAUAAGAUUUCCAGCUCUUGGAAGCAGGCCAUGGCGGAGAAAUAA